Glycine soja is the source of this 587-nucleotide messenger RNA. Its product is annotated as probable calcium-binding protein CML13. The record is from RefSeq and is a predicted model, not a curated record. Gene Ontology annotation, molecular function: calcium ion binding. Gene Ontology annotation, cellular component: myosin II complex. The transcript has a single exon. Bases 59 to 502 code for a protein of 147 amino acids. Lineage: Eukaryota; Viridiplantae; Streptophyta; Magnoliopsida; Fabales; Fabaceae.
AAACACUUUGAUUCAUUUCAAUACUGUGUUGCGAAGAAGGUGUAAAGCCAACAAAACUAUGGGCACAAAUUUAAGCGAGCAACAAGUUUCUGCGAUGAAGGAAGCUUUUACAUUGUUUGACACACACCGCAACGGUCGGAUUGCACCAUCAGAGCUUGGGAUCUUGAUGCGAUCUUUGGGUGGUAACCCAACCCAAACCCAACUAAAGGCCAUCAUGGCUGAAGAGAAUCUCACAGAACCUUUCGAUUUCUCACGAUUCCUAGACCUGAUGGGGAAGCACUUGAAGGUUGAGCCUUUUGAUGGCCCGCUACAUGAUGCAUUCAAGGUCCAUGACAAGGAAUCCACCGGUCACGUCUCUGUCACUACGCUUCGUCACAUUCUCACUAACAUCGGUGAAAAACUUGAACCUUCUGAGUUUGACGAGUGGAUCAAGGAGGCCAAUGUUGUUUCUGAUGGUAAGAUCAACUACGGAGAAUUCAUCGCCAAAAUGAUCCGCAAGUGAAAUAAGUUUGUCAAUUCAAAUUCCUUUGUUUCUUUUUUAAUUUAAAUAAAGUUUUUAUUGUCAAUUUUUCAUGUAUUUUUUUUCU